AUGCCUCCGUAUCACCCCGUAAAACUACACACCCUGCCAACCACCAGCACAAAGAAGCUCGAGAUUCACCUGUGGCUCAGCAACAACGGGAUUGCAUCGGACAUGUCCAUGCUGAAGGUGGAGCUCCUGAACCUUGUCAGCAAAGCGAAGGCUGUAAGACCCGAGCUGGAAAAGUACCGCAUUGAUACGAUAUCGGAGCACCACGGCCACAGCGUCCUCUGUUUGCCUCCCUAUCACUGUGAACUUAAUCCAAUUGAGUUGGUAUGGAGCCAAGUGAAAGGAGAGGUUGCAAGCAAGAACCAAUCGUUCAAGAUUGCGGAGGUGGAGAAGCUGACUACGACUGCCUUGCAAAAUGUGAGCCCCGAAACCUGGGAAAGCUAUGUGAAACACGCCAUUCAAGUUGAAGAACAGAUGUGGGAAGCAGAUGGCCUUGUUGACACUGUCCUCAACAGUAUUGUAAUCGACACAAAUGGGGACUCUGACACUGAUACAUGUGAUGAAGAUGAGUAG
Molecule: messenger RNA, 510 nt
Organism: Ixodes scapularis (black-legged tick)
Lineage: Eukaryota; Metazoa; Arthropoda; Arachnida; Ixodida; Ixodidae
Exons: 1
Coding region: 1-510 (169 amino acids)
Molecular function (GO): nucleic acid binding
Source: RefSeq, a predicted model, not a curated record